AUGGCGUUGACGUUGACGCCGACGACGAAUAAUAUGGCGCCGUGGAUCACGGUCCUAACUUAUGCAUGGGCGAACGCGGACUCUUGGCGCAUCGAAGACGCGGAUGUAGAAGGCGAGGAUGGACAACUUGGCCGCGGUGAUGCAGAGCUUGAACACUCCAGCAGGAUGGGUGACUUGCUCAGGGUCCAGUACAGCAUGCCAAAGCGACUGGCGGGCGCGAUGGUGUUGCAGCCCUCGCGGGACACGGAGACAAUGUCCCCAAAAGGUUGGCAGCCCGCAAGCGCGACGAACAACGACACCCAGAGGUACAUCGCGAGUCGGUUCAAUAGCAGCAUCUUCUCGACGCUGCACAACUAG
Messenger RNA from Chaetomium strumarium, 357 nucleotides. RefSeq lists its product as uncharacterized. NCBI's taxonomy places the organism in Eukaryota, Fungi, Ascomycota, Sordariomycetes, Sordariales, Chaetomiaceae. The record is from RefSeq and is a predicted model, not a curated record. The transcript is spliced from 4 exons. The coding region runs from base 1 to 357 and encodes 118 amino acids.